Hevea brasiliensis (rubber tree) is the source of this 3641-nucleotide messenger RNA. Its product is annotated as receptor-like kinase TMK3. Bases 537 to 3404 code for a protein of 955 amino acids. The record is from RefSeq and is a predicted model, not a curated record. The transcript has 2 exons. Gene Ontology annotation, molecular function: ATP binding; protein binding; protein kinase activity. Gene Ontology annotation, biological process: protein phosphorylation. NCBI's taxonomy places the organism in Eukaryota, Viridiplantae, Streptophyta, Magnoliopsida, Malpighiales, Euphorbiaceae.
GUCUGUCUCCAUGUGGAAAAUCAAAUCUGGGCUCUAGCUUUAGCUUUUGCUAAUGGUUGUCUCUAAUCUCUGAAAGACAAAAAUACCCUUCACGGACAUUGAUGAUGUUAAGAGCCUGCUCUUGUAAGUGCCAUGUGUGGUGUGGCUAACUACUUUCCAGAAUGAUAUUGUAAGGGUACGGAUCAUUUGCCAUUUCUAUCUCUUCUGAAUUUUUGUCCUCAAUUUCCUACAUUUUCUUCCUCUUCUUCAGUUUCUCUUCAUUCUUCAAAGAUCCAACUUUACUGUUCUCUCUUUGCCUUUCAAGUUUCAAUCUCUUUCCUUUUUCUUUCUUUUUCAGUCAUUGCUCACCACUGUGAAGGAAUUACUCCAGUGUGUGUGUGCAAGGCUCCAUGCUGUCUAAAUUUUGAGUUUUUUCUUUGUUUUUGGUCACUUCCAUGCAAGAUUUGAAAUGGGUGUUUCAAGAACCAGCCAGUGAUGCUAAAAUGAAGCUAUUAUUCUCUUUUUUGCCUGGUUAGUAUGGUUCUUGAUGAAGCAAAAUGCAACUCUGCAGAUCUGCUACCAUGAGAAACAACUACAUAAAGCUUGUUUUAGUACUGCUUUGUCUUGUUUCUGUGGUUUACAGUGAUACAGAUCCCAACGACUGGACUAUUCUCAAAGCAUUCAGAGAUGGGUUAGAGAACCCAGAGCUCUUGGAGUGGCCUGCGACUGGUGAUGACCCAUGUGGCCAAUCCUGGAAGCAUGUUCAAUGUGUUGGUUCAAGGGUCUCUCAAAUUCAGGUACAAAAUAUGAGUUUGAAGGGCUCUUUGCCUCAGAACCUCAACCAGCUCAUCAUGCUCAAUAACUUAGGCCUCCAGAGGAACCAAUUUUCUGGGCCUUUACCAUCCUUCAGUGGUUUAUCGAAACUGCAGUAUGCUUAUUUGGAUUACAAUCAGUUCGAUUCUGUCCCAUCUGACUUCUUUGUAGGUUUAGAGAGUUUGCAAUUCUUGGCAUUGGAUAACAACCCUUUCAAUGCCACUGGGUGGACAUUCCCCAUGGACCUGAAUGUUUCUUCACAAUUGACCAAUCUUUCUUGUAUGAAUUGUAAUUUGGCUGGUCCACUGCCUGAUUUUCUAGGGAGCUUGUUCUCUCUGCGGAACCUGAAACUCUCAGGCAAUAAUUUAUCAGGAGAAAUUCCGCUGAGCUUCGGUGUUUUGCCUCUACAGAAUCUAUGGCUAAAUGAUCAAAAAGGCGGUGGCUUGAGUGGUACAAUUGAUGUGGUGGCAACUAUGGAAUCGGUAAGUGUUCUGUGGCUUCAUGGGAAUCAGUUCACAGGUAAAAUUCCAAAGAGCAUUGGUAAUCUGACUCAUUUGAAGGAUCUCAAUCUGAAUAGUAAUAGACUUGUUGGAUUAAUUCCUGAUAGCUUGAAAAAUAUGCCACUAGAGCAUUUAGAUUUGAACAAUAAUCAGCUAAUGGGCCCAAUUCCUGAGUUUAAGGCAGCUAAGGCGUCUUGUACUUCAAAUUCCUUUUGUCAAUCCACUGCAGGGGUUCCUUGUGCCCCAGAAGUUAUGGCACUUUUAGAUUUCCUUGAUGGGUUGAAUUUUCCUCCUAGACUUGUUUCUUCAUGGACUGGUAAUGAUCCAUGUUCAGUAUGGAUGGGGGUGACUUGUGAUUCCAAUAAGGUGCAUUCCAUUGCUUUGCCUAAAUAUAAUCUUAGUGGUACCUUGAGUCCUUCAGUUGCAAAACUAGGUUCUCUUCAGCAAAUUAAACUUGGGGGCAACAAUCUUAGUGGUCCAGUUCCAACAAAUUGGACUUCCUUGACCUCUUUGGAAACCUUGGAUCUUAGUAACAACAACAUUUCCCCUCCAUUUCCAAGAUUCCCUACCACUGUGAAGCUAGUCAUUGAUGGCAAUCCUCUAUUAGCAGGUGGUAAGCCAGCCCCAUCCCCUGAUAACAAUCCUUCUUCUGGAAGUUCAAAUUCACCUAAACCCCCAUCACAAACCAAAGGCAUAAAUUCUAAUCCUGGUGAUUCUGUAGAACCAGCAAAACAGAAAAGCAAGGGCUCCACAUUGGUUGCAAUUGUAGCUCCUGUUGCAAGUGUUGCAUUUGCUGCUAUUCUGAUCAUUCCUCUAUCCAUUUACUAUUGUAAGAAGAGAAAAGACACGUCCCAGGCUCCAACUUCCCUAGUCAUUCACCCAAGAGAUCCAUCUGAUUCAGAUAACAUGGUUAAGAUUGUUGUUGCCAAUAACACCAACGGAAGCACUUCAACAUUAACAGGGAGUGGUUCUGCAAGCAGAAAUAGUAGUGGUAUUGGUGAGUCUCAUGUCAUCGAAGCAGGAAAUCUGGUCAUAUCAAUUCAAGUUCUUAGAAACGUGACAAAGAAUUUUUGCCCGGAGAAUGAGCUUGGCCGUGGUGGCUUUGGAGUGGUUUAUAAAGGGGAAUUGGAUGAUGGGACAAAAAUAGCAGUAAAAAGAAUGGAGUCUGGUGUGAUUAGCAGCAAAGCCUUGGAUGAAUUUCAGGCUGAGAUUGCUGUUCUUUCAAAGGUCCGACAUCGUCAUUUAGUAUCACUUUUGGGUUAUUCAAUUGCAGGCAAUGAGAGAAUCCUUGUUUAUGAGUAUAUGCCUCAAGGAGCUCUCAGUAAGCAUCUUUUCCACUGGAAGAGCCUGAAAUUGGAGCCUCUUUCUUGGAAGAGGAGACUAAAUAUUGCCUUGGAUGUUGCUAGAGGAAUGGAAUAUCUUCAUAAUCUAGCUCACAGAAGCUUCAUACAUAGAGAUCUUAAAUCAUCAAAUAUCUUACUUGGUGAUGAUUUCAGGGCAAAAGUUUCAGAUUUUGGAUUGGUGAAACUUGCUCCUGAAGGGGAGAAAUCUAUGGUGACCAGGCUUGCUGGGACUUUUGGAUACUUGGCACCAGAAUAUGCUGUGACGGGAAAAGUCACAACCAAGGUUGAUGUCUUCAGCUUUGGGGUUGUGUUAAUGGAGCUGCUGACUGGGUUGAUGGCACUCGAUGAGGACAGACCAGAGGAAAGUCAAUACCUGGCUGCAUGGUUCUGGCACAUCAAAUCAGAUAAGCAGAAACUUAGGGCUGCCAUUGACCCUGCCCUUGAUGUCAAAGAUGAAACAUUUGAGAGUAUUUCCAUCAUUGCUGAACUUGCUGGGCACUGCACAGCAAGAGAGCCCAGCCAAAGGCCGGAUAUGAGCCAUGCAGUGAAUGUACUAGCCCCUCUUGUUGAAAAAUGGAAACCAUUGGACGAUGAUAUAGAAGAAUAUUGCGGUAUUGAUUAUAGCCUACCACUUAACCAGAUGGUGAAGGGCUGGCAGGAAGCAGAAGGGAAAGAUUUCAGUUAUGUGGACCUAGAAGACAGCAAGAGUAGUAUCCCAGCAAGGCCAACAGGCUUUGCAGAGUCUUUCACUUCCGCAGAUGGUCGGUAAAAGAGGUUUUUUUUUCACUGCCUUUCUUUAUCGGGUGUUCUUUUGGUAGGUAGUAUGUUCUGUUGUUUUUGUUUCUGAAUUUAAUGUCAAUAUGCUGUACUGUCAAUGCAUAAUAUGGUGGAUUGUGCAUUCCAAACAUUUCAGAGCAUUCAUGUAGGCUUUGAAUUUUUAGUUGUGAGAUUGCUAUUGGUGACGUAGAUAGAGAACAAUGAUAAAUGCAAACUUCUUGUUUGAUUA